This is a messenger RNA of Exophiala mesophila, 1077 nucleotides long. RefSeq lists its product as uncharacterized. Lineage: Eukaryota; Fungi; Ascomycota; Eurotiomycetes; Chaetothyriales; Herpotrichiellaceae. Gene Ontology annotation, molecular function: FAD binding. Bases 1 to 1077 code for a protein of 358 amino acids. The transcript has 2 exons. The record is from RefSeq and is a predicted model, not a curated record.
AUGGCAAAACAAAGAGUUCUCAUCAGCGGUGCUGGAGUCGCCGGUCCAACUGCAGGAUACUGGCUCACCCAAGCCGGCUUCGAGGUGACGAUUGUCGAGAGAUCACCAAACUUGCGGUCAUCCGGCCAAAAUAUCGACAUUCGAGGUCAUGGUCUCACAGUGAUCGAACGCAUGGGCCUGGAACCCAAAGUUAGAAGCGUCAAAACCAACGAAAAAGGACUUCGCUUUGUCGAUGCACAGAACAACUGCAGGGCUGAAUUCCCCGUCGCUGAUGGGACCGGCUUCACGGGGGAGAUUGAGAUUAUGCGAGGCGAGUUGGCGAUUAUUCUGUACGAAGCGACCAAGGAUCAGGUGCUCUAUAUCUUUGGGCAAUGGGGAGCUUAUUUCGCUGUACCUUCGCAACCGACCGACUCGGGCUGGGCACGUUGGUACAAUGCGCCCAGCAGAAGGAUGGCACUGGUGAGACCUGAUCACAAUAAUGUCACUAGAGCCUCCCUAUGGAUCAUGGGCUCGGGCCAAAAACUUCAAGACGCUCACGGAUCCGACGUUUACAGGCAAAAGGCUCUGGUUCAAGAGGUAUUUGCGGACGCCGGUUGGGAGACCGAGAGGCUACUUCGAGGCAUGCAGGAAGCUGAUGAUUUCUAUCUCCAGCACAUAGCUCAGAUCAAGAUGGAUCGAUGGUCGAGAGGCCGUGUCGUGCUGGUUGGAGACGGUGCGUUCUGUCCGACACCCAUCUCAGGGAUGGGCACCACGGUCGCCAUCGUGGGAGCUUAUGUACUUGCCGGAGAGCUCAUUAGCCACAGCGAUGAUCACUUGAGGGCAUUUGACGAGUACGAAAGUAAAAUGCGGCCCUUUGUCGCAAAGGCACAAAAGCUGACUCCUGGAACACCUUCUGUUGCGAACCCCCAAACUGCAUUGGGCAUCAAAAUCAUGCAUCUGGUGCUUGGGAUGAUCGCCUGGACCCGUCUCGACAGGCUAGUGGGAGGAAUCGGUCUAUUUUCACCCCCAGCCACAGCGAUGGACCUACCAGUUUACGACUUAACGGGGCUUCGUCAUUGCCCGGAAUCAAGCAAUUAG